AUGAGUAGCGGCAGCGAUCUGCUUUCGUUAGCGAUUCGCGACCUCGAAGGUCUCGACGUGCAGUUUACCGGCUACGGCAUGUCCCUCGGCCGUUUCCAGUUCACCCAGCACAACCACUGGAUCGAAAAGCCCGUGUUCAUUGACGAGUUCUCGUCGCGACUUUGCUUCCAGCUUCCAAAUUCGCAGGGACGCUAUGUCGACUUUGACGACGAUUCAGAUGUAUCGGACAUCCAGCCACAGCAGAUCGCGAUUCCAUCAAUCGACCAGACUGCCAAAGAUGCCGCAUCGCGUGGCCAGAUGCAUUUCCAUGAUCUCGCGCUUGAGAAGAGUAUCCUCCUGCAUCGAGUCGCCGAGCGCCGUGCCCGCUCGCCGUCCUAUCAUUCGCCGCAGGACUUUCACCUCGGUAAUGUCAACAUAUCGUGGCUGUUCCGGACCGAGGAAGAGGAGCGCGACCACCGCUCGGCUCGAGAGCUGGUGAUGCACGAGUAUCCCUACAUACUUGGAGAGACGCCUCUCGAAAAGACCGUCCAGCACCGGGUCGAGGAGCUGGAGAGUCGCAUCAGAGGCCAUCCUCUGAAGGGAAGAGAGCACAUCCAUGGCCGACGUGCCCCAGACGGCCAGAAGCAUCCCCGCGCAUGCGUCCCUGCGAACGCACAGCCAGCCAAAGUCGCUGCCAGGUGCCCAGAAAUACCGCAUGGCUGCCCUCCGCAGUCGACUUGCGGGCGGAAGAAAGGCAAGCCACGACGCCAGUGGGGACAAAAAGGCUGGCAGAAGACUCUGGUGAUUGCCAGGCGCUCUCUCGUGCGCUGGACGGUGUCGCAAUGCGUGCAAGCGCAAGCGCAAGCCAACAGCAACCAGUCCGCCCAUCGUACCGACGAGUUUCCGACGACACUGUUCAAGCAAAGCGAGCGAUCAAGCGGACUACAUCGACGCCACAUGUACUCUCAUCGAUUUCGGCACAAUCUCAAGGUCAUUCCCUGCCGGACACACGUGUCGGAAACAGCACUCAUCAUGAUCCGCGCAGCCCAGCGUCAAGUUCGAUCCUUGCAAAUGCGGAGGAAGAUGAAGGUGCAAAUGCGUGAUGGGUCGGGUCCAAAGUCCGGUGUGCAGUACAUCCAUUUGCUCAACGGUGUCGACAGCGAAGCCCAGUCCGAAGCCAGUCCAGCAUCAGUAUGCAAGAACCACAGACGAAUGGUGUCGAGCAUGACGGCGCUCCUGACAGGCAAGAUGCGGGUCUUUUCUCGCUCCAGUUCCAUCGGGUCUACACCGAGCCAGGACCACCACCGCUUGCCAGACCAAUGUCAUCGAGAGUCCAUCCAGUCCGCUGCAGAGAAACUGCUGUGUCGGGUCAAGAAAGCGGCAUGGAGCUCGCCCGACUCGAUGUCGGCGCUGCCGAUUUCGCUGUCGUCGUCGUCAUUGCCACCGCCGCCGGGUGCCGGCAAAUCUUCGCUCGAGAAGACUCGCAUAUACUUUGCAGCCCGGCAAAGCGCCGUCCGAGCCCAGGUGAACGACAUGGCUGCAAGAACGCGCCAAAGUCUCAGAGCAACUCUGCAAUACUCAUGGGAACGGCUGCACGACGACCACGGAACCUCCGGUACAACCGAAACUCAGGCCGUGAAGGCUGUCCAGGAAGCUGUCCAGGAAGCUGUCCAGGAAGCUGUCCACGAGACCAUCUGCGACCUGCGCCGUCUAUGCAUCUAG
Molecule: messenger RNA, 1701 nt
Organism: Polychytrium aggregatum
Lineage: Eukaryota; Fungi; Chytridiomycota; Chytridiomycetes; Polychytriales
Exons: 7
Coding region: 1-1701 (566 amino acids)
Source: RefSeq, a predicted model, not a curated record